This is a messenger RNA of Eruca vesicaria subsp. sativa (arugula), 1401 nucleotides long. The record is from the annotation of a GenBank genome assembly. Lineage: Eukaryota; Viridiplantae; Streptophyta; Magnoliopsida; Brassicales; Brassicaceae.
AUGAUGGAGAUUAGUGGUGAUAAGCCAGAGCGUUGGGGCUUGUUUGAUGAUGAGAAGUACGACAAGAAGGUUGAAUACAUGGUUGGCCUUAUUAAAGAUGGCCAUGUUUUUAGCAAAGCUCAUUGGGGUGGGGGUGAUGCUGCGGACCCAUUGUAUGUGUAUUCAGAGAAGGAGAAUACGAAGAAGAGGAAAGGGUUUGUGGUGAAAGGGGAUGAGCCACUCCUUAAACAAAGGCGCAUGAGUGCAUAUUUUCAGCGUGGGGUGUCUGUGGAUGUUGAGAAGUUUGAGAAGGUUGUGGGAAAAGUAGAGGAGCUAGCGAAGGAGGUCGAGAUGCUUAGGGGUCGUUGUGACAAGCAGGAAAAAAUUAUUAGUAAAUUGAAGAACUUGAAGAAGUUCCGUAGUUCUGGUAAUUGUAGGAGUGGGACAAAGAAGCUGUUAAGCGUUAGGGAUGGUACUAGGGUUAGACGUUCUCGUAGAAGUGCCGUAGGUGGUAGUGAUGUUAGGCAUCAACUUCCUGAUAGUGUAGAAGGAACUCCGUCAGGUAGUUUAGAGGAGAAGCGGGGAGAGGAUGGAGCUAGUUUGCUUGUUAUGAUGAAACGUGGUGUUAGUGAUGCGGAGGCUCAGGGGGAGAACAUUGGAGAGGGUCUUGGCCUCAGUUCAACUGAGUUGGGUGAGCUUGGCGUUUUGGUGAGAGCUGUUGUUUCUGAGCCUGUGGUGGAUGGGUUGGAAGAUGGGAAGGUGUUAACUGUUAAGGGACCAGAUAAUGACCCGGAAACCGGUGAUACAUUGGAGGAGAGGUGCGUAGUAGAUGUUGAACCACCUUUGAAGGCUGUUGAGGAGUCACUAGUAGGGGAUGGUGAUGAAAUGAUAGGUCCUUUGAAGUGUGAGAAUGAGGAACCUAGUGUGGAAAAAACGGUUGAGGAGGUUGAAGCUCCAGCGAGUAGUGUAGGCUGUGAACCACCGGUCAAGGGUAGUGAGGUUGUAACCGAGGAACAAACUGCUGAGGAGGUUGAUUCUUCUGUGAUUGGAGAAGGUGUUGAGUGUUCAGGAGCAGGUUCAGAGGAGUUGAAUGAGCCGAUAACUGGUAAUGGUGAGAGUGUUACGGCUGUGUCGGCCGAAAUUGGUGAUGUAAGUGAUAAUGAGGGAGGUGAUGAGGAUUUAGCAGAGGAAGCUGAGGAUGGUGGUGUUGAGGUUAAUUCGCCAGAGCGAGUUGUUUAUGAAGAUGUGAGCGACUCGUCAACACCGCGUACUGAAGUCCAUAAACCAGUUGAGGAAGAGGAGCAACUGGCGGCCGUCUUGUUGGCAAAGGAUCAGAUAGCCGUUCCUGAGGUAGUGCCUAUGUUGAAGGACAGCGACUACCCUUUCUUUGAGAGGGUAUUGAAGGCGAACCCUGAAGUGUGA